Messenger RNA from Physeter macrocephalus (sperm whale), 1028 nucleotides. RefSeq names its product follistatin like 3 (gene FSTL3). Gene Ontology annotation, biological process: negative regulation of activin receptor signaling pathway; cell differentiation; regulation of BMP signaling pathway. The coding region runs from base 60 to 1019 and encodes 319 amino acids. The transcript has 6 exons. NCBI's taxonomy places the organism in Eukaryota, Metazoa, Chordata, Mammalia, Artiodactyla, Physeteridae. The record is from RefSeq and is a predicted model, not a curated record. Gene Ontology annotation, molecular function: activin binding; protein binding.
CCCGCCCGCCCGCCGCCCGCGCGUCCGACGCGGGGGCCGCCGCCGUGUCUGCGUCCGCCAUGCGUCCCGGGGCGCCGGGGCCACUGUGGCCGCUGCCCUGGGGGGCCCUGGCGUGGGCCGUGGGCUUCGUUGGCUCCGUGGGCUCGGGGGACCCCGCGCCCGGUGGUGUCUGCUGGCUCCAGCAGGGCCGAGAGGCCACCUGCAGCCUGGUGCUGAGGACGGACGUGAGCCAGGCUGAGUGCUGUGCGUCUGGUAACAUCGACACCGCCUGGUCCAACUUCACGCACCCGGGGAACAAGAUCAGCCUCCUGGGCUUCCUGGGCCUCGUCCACUGCCUCCCCUGCAAAGGGAAACUGAGGCUGAAAGAUCAAGUCGAGCUCAGAGACGACCCUCCAGACCCACAAGCCACAGAGUUGGGGGGUCCAACGGGUCCGGCAUGGAGUUCUCACGCCGAAGUGCCCUGGCUUCUCCAACUCACAGCUGUGACCGUUUCCCCCUUUUAUUCGUGCGAGGGCGUGGAGUGCGGCCCAGGCAAGGCCUGCCGCAUGCUGGGGGGCCGUCCGCGCUGCGAGUGCGCACCCGACUGCUCGGGGCUCCCAGCGCGCCUUCAGGUCUGCGGCUCGGACGGCGCCACCUACCGCGACGAGUGCGAAUUGCGCGCCGCACGCUGCCGCGGCCACCCAGACCUGCGCGUCAUGUACCCCGGCCGCUGCCGCAAAUCGUGCGCGCACGUUGUGUGCCUGCGGCCGCAGUCAUGCGUAGUGGACCAGACCGGCAGCGCGCACUGCGUGGUGUGCCGCGCGGCGCCCUGUCCCGCGCCCUCCAGCCCCGGCCAGGAGCUCUGUGGCAACAACAACGUCACCUACAUGUCCUCGUGCCACCUCCGCCAGGCCACCUGCUUCCUGGGCCGCUCCAUCGGCGUGCGCCACCCAGGCAGUUGUGCAGGCACCCCCGAGCCGUUAGAUGCUGAGUCGGAGGAGGAGGAGGAGGAGGAGGAGGAGGAGGAGAACUUUGUGUGAGCCUGAGGG